AUCGCUGUCCGCCGCGAAACUCGCUGCCAGCCAUCGAGCGCCGAGUCACGCCAAAGUGAAGACGACUUUUGGAACCAAAACCCGAGUGUCAGCCGUGUUGUUUUCCCGUCACCGGUUUGACCCAACAAAAUGGCCGAAGGGAGACGUUGCAUCCUGUCCAUGCUGGAGGCGACGCUGGCCGUCCUCUUUGCGGUCAUGACGGCCGUCAGCGUCACUCUCAUCGCCAUGACGGCCACGCGCCCCACAACCACCUGUCCCGCCCCGACUCCGCCCCCCAGUCCAGAACCGACAUUCCGGAUUGGAGUCGGACGCGCCGACUGCACCGGACCGCCCGCCGAACUCCCUCUGAUGGGCUACGCCAACCCUCAGCAGACGGCUGCGGGCAUUCACACCCGUUUGUUCAGUCGCGCCUUCAUCAUCGACGACGGCCGCCGUCGGGUCGUCUUUGUCACUGUGGACGUGGGAAUGGUCUCGCAGAGGUUGAGGCUGGAGUCGCCCUUCAGGUAUGAAGACGACGUGGACAGGGACAUCGUGCUUCUCAAGUUCACCGAUGCGGACGGAGACGGCAUCGGCGUGCUCAGCUGGUUCGCCGUGCACGCGGUCAGCAUGAAGACGACCAAUCGUCUGGUGAGCAGCGACAACCUGGGCUACGCCUCCUACCUGAUGGAGAACCACAAGAACCCCGCGGCGCUACCCGGACAGGCAGCUUUCAUGGCUGCUUUCUCCUCCAGUAACCUCGGCGACGUGAGUCCAAACAUCGAAGGUCCUCACUGUGUCAACUCUGGAUUAGCCUGUGACUACUUGAACAGCUCGUGUCCUGAUGGAGGGACGAAAGAGUGUCAAGCGUUUGGACCCGGAGAGGACAUGUUUGACAGCACCAGAAUCAUUGGACACAACAUCUUCAGGAAGGGUAGGGAACUUUACGCUGAUGCGGUUGAGGAAGUGACGGGCUUCAUUCAUUCAGCUCAUCAGUGGGUCAACAUGACGGAUGUCACGGUUUUCAUCAAUGAUACACAUGCGGUGAGUACAUGCAAGCCGGCGCUGGGUCACAGUUUUGCGGCAGGCACCACAGACGGAGGAGGAGACCUCAACUUCACUCAAGGGGCGGUGGAGGGCGACCCAUUUUGGGACGGCAUCCGCGACACCCUCCUGGGCCGGCCGUCCAAUCAGACGCAGGAAUGUCACCAGCCCAAACCGAUCCUGUUCAGCACGGGAGAGAUGAACUGGCCGUUGCCAUGGCACCCGGAAAUCAUUGAUGUGCAGAUCGUCACCGUUGGAUCUGUCGCGGUUGUCGCUGUUCCUGGGGAGAUGACCACCAUGGCAGGCAGAAGGUUGAGGGAAGCUGUACAACAGGCACUUCAGUCGAACGGAGCAUUCUCGGGCGUGGAUGUGGUGAUUGCAGGCCUAAGCAAUGUGUACACACACUACAUAACCACAUAUGAGGAGUACCAGGUUCAGAGGUACGAGGGCGCCUCCACCAUCUACGGCCCGCACACGCUCAGCGCGUACAUCCUGAAAUUCGGCGACUUGGCGCGCGCCAUCGCUCGGGACCAAGUUGGGUCGCUCCCGCUGGGUCCGCCGCCUCCGUUCUUUCAGAAGAAUCUUUUCAACCUGUUAGCCGCAGCGGCGACUGACAGGAAACCGGACAACAGCAGCUUUGGAGACGUCCUGCAGCAGGUACUUCCCAUCUACAGACAGGGUGACGUGGUGUCCGUCACCUUUGUGGCAGGAAACCCCAGACACUCGGGAGACGUGAGAGACCAAAGCUUUGUGGCGGUGGAGAUGCACGACAACACCAGCGACACCUGGACGCUGGUCCACAGCGACGCGUCGUGGGAGACCAGGUUCAGCUGGGUGAAAGGCUCCGAUCGACAGAGCAACGCCACGGUGGAGUGGCACAUCCCGACAAACGCCGCCGCGGCGUCCUACAGGAUCAAACACUUCGGACACUACAAGAGCAUGAAAGGCCUGCGACCGGUCAUCACGCCCUACCAGGGCACGUCCGACGUCUUUCGGGUCAUCGGCACUUUUUACUCCUCGUGAGCACUUGAGCGUCUUUGGAUGCAGCAAUUGCGACUCUCUGUCACUUCAUGCCAAUUAAAUCACUUUGGAAGCAAUCACGCCUGCAAGCUUGUU
This is a messenger RNA of Hippocampus comes (tiger tail seahorse), 2136 nucleotides long. RefSeq names its product N-acylsphingosine amidohydrolase 2 (gene asah2). The transcript has 19 exons. NCBI's taxonomy places the organism in Eukaryota, Metazoa, Chordata, Actinopteri, Syngnathiformes, Syngnathidae. Gene Ontology annotation, cellular component: extracellular region. Gene Ontology annotation, biological process: ceramide catabolic process; long-chain fatty acid biosynthetic process; sphingosine biosynthetic process. The record is from RefSeq and is a predicted model, not a curated record. Gene Ontology annotation, molecular function: N-acylsphingosine amidohydrolase activity. The coding region runs from base 130 to 2043 and encodes 637 amino acids.